Molecule: messenger RNA, 2126 nt
Organism: Vespa velutina
Lineage: Eukaryota; Metazoa; Arthropoda; Insecta; Hymenoptera; Vespidae
Gene: path
Product: proton-coupled amino acid transporter-like protein pathetic
Exons: 9
Coding region: 157-1569 (470 amino acids)
Biological process (GO): amino acid transmembrane transport
Cellular component (GO): vacuolar membrane
Molecular function (GO): amino acid transmembrane transporter activity
Source: RefSeq, a predicted model, not a curated record
AACAAAACAAUUUUAUUUGCACGGAUGAUCUCAUGUAUCGGAAAAAAAAAAAAAAAAAAAAAAAAAAAAAAAAAAAAAAAAAUAAAAAAUUAAAAAAUUAUUUGUUCAGGUGAUCGGAGUCUAAGAAGAUAAAUCAAGAUAGAAGAAAAUCUCAAGAUGGCGGCCGCUAAUAAUAAACCACCAACAGAAUUGGAUACUUUUCUACCUCAAGAUGAUACUAAUACAAUAAAAGAUGGUGUUCUACCAGCCAAAUACAAAGUACAAGUAGCACCAAAAGAUAUUGAGGAAGGAAAAUCAUUUAAUCCUUUCACCGAACGCAAAGUUGACAAUCCUACAACGGAUUGCGAUACAUUGACACAUUUAUUGAAAGCUUCUCUUGGGACAGGUAUAUUGGCUAUGCCUGUUGCUUUCAAAAAUGCUGGUCUUCUUGUUGGAAUAUUUGCAACAAUAUUCGUUGCUUUUAUUUGUACGCAUUGUGCGUAUAUUUUAGUCAAAUGUGCACACGUUCUUUAUCAUAAAACGCGAAGAACAGAAAUGGACUUUGCUGAUGUAGCAGAAGUAGCAUUUUCUAUGGGACCACGAUGGGCAACAAAACUUGCCAAACCAUCUAGAUAUAUCAUACAAAUUAGUUUAUUCACAACAUAUUUUGGCACCUGCAGUGUGUACGCAGUUAUCGUUGCUGCAAAUUUUGAAAAAGUAAUUAAACAUUAUAAUGAAAGUGCAUCAGACGAUACUAUUAUACGUGAAAUUACAGCUUGCCUGUUAAUACCUUUGAUAUUACUCAGCUGGAUACCCAAUUUAAAAUAUCUUGCACCAGUUUCCAUGGUAGCUAAUAUAUUUAUGGGUACUGGCUUGGGAAUAACAUUUUAUUAUUUAGUUUGGGAUCUUCCACCGAUUAAUACUGUACCAUUGGCAGCACCUAUUCAAAAUUUCCCUCACUUUUUUAGCAUUACAGUUUUUGCCAUGGAAGCUAUUGGUGUCAUUAUGCCAUUGGAAAAUAAUAUGAAAACACCGCAACAUAUCAUAGGAAUUUGUGGAGUUCUCAAUAAAGGAAUGUCUGGCGUAACUCUUAUAUAUAUUCUUCUUGGAUUUUUAGGUUAUAUCAAAUAUCAAGAUUUAACGUUGGAUAGCAUUACAUUGAAUUUACCCACCCAAGAAAUCCCGGCUCAAGUUGUUCAAAUUUUAAUUGGAUUAGCAGUUUAUUGUACGUUUGGAUUACAAUUUUAUGUAUGCUUAGAUAUUGCAUGGACUGGAAUUAAAGAUCAUUUUCAGAAGAAACCACUUUUAGCAAAUUAUAUUUUAAGAACAACUAUGGUUACUGGAGCAGUAUUACUUGCGGUAGCUGUGCCAAAUAUUGGACCUUUCAUUAGUUUAAUCGGGGCAUUUUGUUUUUCCAUAUUGGGACUUUUCAUGCCUGCACUUAUUGAAAUCGUUACAUAUUGGGAUACCGGUUUUGGGCCAGCUAAUUGGGUAGCAGUGAAAAAUAUUAUUAUAUGCGUAAUUAGCAUAAUAGCUUUAGUAUUUGGAUCUCGUAGUGCUUUAAUAAAAAUUGUAUAUUCAGAUAGUUGAUUAAAUAUAGAAAUCAUUGAUAAAAUAGAUUUCUUAUUAUUCUGUACAUUCAGAAUUUCUAAAAAGAAUUGAGGUCUCAUAAAUUGGGUCUUCUCAUCAUGCAUAAGAAAAUUUUGUUUAAACCAUUAAAUAAAUUAUCUCUCAUAAUUCAUAUCUGUAUGCAUUAUUAUGAAUGAAUCAAAUGAAAAUGAAUAAUAAAUUGUUAUUAAUAUUUUUCAUAUCUAUGUAUUCUAUAAUUUGAUAAAAUCAUUUUAAGAUAAUAAUUAAAAACUUGAGCCUUCUCUCUCAGAAUUUAACUUUUUCUGUAACGCAUUUAAUAAUGAUAUGUAAUUAAUGAUGUAUUUUAGUUACAAUUGAUUUCUUAAAUUCAAUUAGAUUCAAUUCAAAUUAUAAAAAAAAGAAGAAAAAAAAAAAAGAAAAAGAAACUAUUAUUCAUUAAAUUGGUGAGAAACAGUAAUAUCAACCAUUUUAUGCCAAUUCAAAUUUUUUGUAUUAUAAUCAAUAAUUUUUGUUUUUUCUAAUGAUCAUACAAAAAUAUAUAUUUCACUGGCUGAACA